Tachysurus fulvidraco (yellow catfish) is the source of this 3410-nucleotide messenger RNA. RefSeq names its product sema domain, immunoglobulin domain (Ig), short basic domain, secreted, (semaphorin) 3Fb (gene sema3fb). The record is from RefSeq and is a predicted model, not a curated record. Gene Ontology annotation, molecular function: semaphorin receptor binding; chemorepellent activity. Bases 229 to 2640 code for a protein of 803 amino acids. Gene Ontology annotation, biological process: positive regulation of cell migration; neural crest cell migration; semaphorin-plexin signaling pathway. The transcript has 19 exons. NCBI's taxonomy places the organism in Eukaryota, Metazoa, Chordata, Actinopteri, Siluriformes, Bagridae.
AGGCGCCUCCUGUAGCAGUCGAGACAGUGGAGACUCCGGAGAGAUCCAGCGCGCUUCCUCCUCAAUCUGCCCCGGAUCUGGAGGAUCAACCUGCUCCUUUUCUUCACUACCCCGUGUGUCAGGAACAUCAGGACUAUAAACACACACACCGCAGUGGAUUUGCGUGGGCUUUUGAUUGUUAUUGGUCAUUUUUCUUUCCCUAAAACUAGAGGAUUUUCCUCUUCAGACAUGUUCAGUGUUCCCGGUAUCUUCUGGAGGUCAAACUGGUGCACGAUGCAUUCGGACACGGUCCGGAUUCUCCUGGUUCUGGCUUGUCUGCUGGUUCCGAGCUCGGCCAACGACACCGUCUCCGCCCCUCGGGUAUACCUCUCCUUGAAAGAACUAAGGUCCACAAACACAGCUCAUCAUUUCUCCUUCCUGUUAAACACGUCUGAUUACCGCAUCCUGCGCAUGGACGAGGAUCACGACCGAAUGUACGUAGGGAGUAAAGACUUCAUCCUGUCGAUGGACCUCCACGAUAUCAACAAUCAACCGCUCAUCAUCCAUUGGCCUGUCUCCUCACCAAAGAAGAUGGAGUGUGUGUUAAGCGGUAAAGACAACAACGGUGAGUGUGGUAACUUUGUGCGUCUGAUCGAGCCUUGGAACAGAACUCACCUGUACGUGUGCGGGACCGGAGCCUACAACCCCGUGUGCACCUACAUCAACCGCAGUCACAGAGCCAUGAUGCCCCUGCACCUGCAAAUGCCCCAGGCCCGGGGCAGGUCAAGUCGGGCAGCCGAGCUCGAGACUGUAACCGAUGAGACAGGACUACAGGAGUACAUCUUCCGCUUGGAGCCAGGCAAUGAGGAUUCUGGGAAAGGGAAGUGCCCAUAUGACCCAAAAUUGAACAGCGUCUCUGCUUUGAUCAACGGAGAGCUGUAUGCAGGCGUGUACAUCGACUUCAUGGGAACGGACUCAGCUAUUUUCCGAACACUGGGGAAAAACACGGCCAUGCGCACCGACCAAUAUAACUCCAGAUGGCUGAAUGACCCCUCGUUUGUGCACGUGCAUCUCAUCCCAGACAGUGCAGAGAAAAAUGACGACAAGCUCUACUUCUUCUUUCGCGAGAAGUCUUUGGAGAUGGGCCAGAGUCCUAAAUCAGAAUCACGCAUCGGACGCAUCUGCCUGAACGACGAUGGUGGUCACUGCUGCCUGGUGAACAAGUGGAGCACGUUCCUCAAAGCUCGCCUCAUCUGCUCAGUCCCAGGGGCAGAUGGAAUCGAAACGCACUUCGACGAACUUAGAGACGUGUACAUACAACCCACGCAGGACACCAAGAACCCGGUCAUCUAUGGGGUCUUCUCUGUCUCUGGCUCGGUGUUUAAAGGCUCGGCGGUUUGCGUUUAUUCCAUGGCCGACGUUCGGAUGGUGUUUAAUGGUCCGUUCUCGCACAAGGAGGGUCCAAACUACCAGUGGGUGGCGUAUACUGGAAAGAUCCCUUACCCACGGCCAGGAACGUGUCCUGGAGGAACCUUUACCCCCAACAUGAAGUCCACCAAGGAUUACCCCGACGAGGUCAUCAACUUCAUGCGCAACCACCCCACCAUGUACAACUCAGUGUAUCCCGUACACAAGCGCCCUCUGGUGGUCAGGACCAACGUGGACUAUGAGUUCACCACCAUCGCCGUUGACCAAGUGACGGCGGCCGACGGAAGCUACGAAGUUCUCUUCCUGGGAACAGACAGAGGGACGGUGCAGAAGGUGAUUGUUUUGCCCCGUGAUGACCUGCAGACAGAGGAGCUCAUCCUCGAGGAGGUGGAAGUGUUUAAGGUCCCAGUUUCUAUUACCACCAUGAAAAUUUCCUCUAAAAGGCAACAGUUAUACGUGGCUUCAGCGGUGGGCGUGACCCAGCUCGCUCUGCACCGCUGUGACAUCUACGGCGAAGCCUGCGCAGACUGCUGCCUGGCCCGAGACCCGUACUGUGCCUGGGACGGCAAAUCCUGCUCCCGCUACUCAGCCUCGCACAAGAGGCUGCCUUUCAGACGCAGUCGGAGACAGGAUGUUAAGUACGGAAACCCGAUACGCCAAUGCCGUGGUUACAACGCCAACGUCAAUAAAAACACUCUGGAGAUGGUUCAGUAUGGUGUGGAGAGCAGCAGCACAUUUCUGGAGUGUCAGGCCAGAUCUCCACAAGCUGCCAUCAAAUGGCACUUCCACAAAGACAACAGUGACCGGAGGAGAGAGGUCCGUUCAGAUGGACGUGUGAUGAAGACAGAUCAGGGUUUGCUGCUGCGAUCCCUCCAGCCGUCUGACUCAGGUGUGUACGUCUGCACGGCCACGGAGAAGAACUUUAAGCACACGCUGAUGAAGCUGCAGCUGGUGGUGUUGUCGAGUCAGGCAGUGAACAGCGUGCUGGUGGAGAGCGGCUCUCGGCCUCAGACGAGCGCGUGGACGCCCAGCACCGGUCAGUACAGAGAGCUGCUCAGCAUCCUGAGUCAGCCUGAGAUGGGCCUCAUCAACCAGUACUGCCACGACUACUGGCAGCUCGGGGACACGCUCAGGGACGGCGGCAGCGUCAAACCCGGCGAACUCAACGAGCAGAAGAAACCACGCAACCGCCGACAUCACGGCCAAGAGCACGAGGACGAGGACGAGACAUGAGAACCUCCUCACGCUGUCAGAGACUCGAUCGCGAGCGUGAUGGAGGGAAAAAUCCUGAGGUUUCCGAACUCUUUUCCAGAACGAACAGAUGUCCCAGAUGUUAUAAUGCGUAAAGAAUAUCAUACACAGUAUUUAUUGUAGGUUGUAAAUAGGAUCAUUCUGUGGAUCUCUUUGUACUUAAAUAGAAAAAGAAAAGCAAAGCUCUUUGUGUAUAGGGCAGAUAUUAUUGUUAUAUCAUUUUUAUUGUCAUUAACGAGGAACAAAAAAAUCGACGGGGCAUUGACGGGCGUUUUCACCUCCAGGGUUUAGACUCUGUUAAAAAAAAGUUCAUUUAAAAACAGAGGCGGGACGGCGAUGUCUGCAGGAAGACCAGAGGACUUUAUUUCUGACAGACAGAGAGGGAAGACGUCGCUCCGGUCCGGGUCUGGCUCAUCAGCUCAGCUUUCUCACGGUCUUCCAUUAUUUCUGAGCUCAUGGUAUAUAUCCAUAAUGUUCUACAUGAUUGCACAAAGAAGAGAGGAACAGCAGGGGGAGGUGAAGAGUGAGGAGUGAUGAUCUCACGCCACAAUCGUGGUGUCACGGCCUCCGGCCUGGACUUUUGAGGUACAUUUGAGUUUUGGAACGAUGUUUGAAACCACUGCAGACUCUGGGGAGCUUCACGCUCACUUUUACCACUUUUGUAAAGAAGAAAAGCACAAAGCGACUCGUCACGUCGCGUAACAGUGAAGCACACGUCAUUACACGGGAUUAUAUCAUGAUAGGAAAACAUA